This is a messenger RNA of Drosophila albomicans, 2694 nucleotides long. It is a transcript of the gene Nulp1, whose product is annotated as transcription factor 25. Lineage: Eukaryota; Metazoa; Arthropoda; Insecta; Diptera; Drosophilidae. The coding region runs from base 154 to 2280 and encodes 708 amino acids. The transcript is spliced from 6 exons. The record is from RefSeq and is a predicted model, not a curated record. Gene Ontology annotation, cellular component: RQC complex.
UAAUAUCUGUAUUUAUUGAACAGGGACGUCAUUCUAGUCCGACUGACAACAACAACAGGAAAAGGAACGAGGAAACGACAUUUGUUUGUGAUUUCUUGUAAAUAAUUUUUCACAUGAAUAAAUUUGCUUAGUGGAAAGAAACGAUAGAAAACAAUGUCCGCACGUAUGCUAAAAAAGCUGCAAGGCGAAGCCGAUAAAUUGGCCCCGCCGCCAGAUGAUGAAUUGGACAAUGAUCACUUAACUGACAAUGAUGAACUGGACACGGUUCGAGGGAAUUCGCAUUUAAAUCCAUUUGAUUUGCUAAAUCAACAAAGUUUGUCCGAGAGCGAAUUUAAAGAGGACGACAAUGAGACCGAGCAUCCAUCGGCAGCGCUGCAAGCAAAUGCCGCUGCCAAAAAGAAGAAGAAGAAACGUAAGAAGAAGACCAAGUCGCAUGGCAAUCACAUAAGCAGCGAAGAUAAUGAACGGCAAGACAAGUACUUGGACCACCUUGAUCCCCUCUACGGCAAACUCCAUGAAGCGACUCCCAACAGCAAACAGUCGCAAAAGACUUCAACGGCAACUGCAGCAGCUUCAAUUCGGAAACUGGCCAGCCAAAAACUGUUGACGGUGGAGCUGAAACAUCUGAAUCAACAGAACGAAAUGCGGCGUACUUUUGGCAAACGUGUCGUCAAAGUCGAAAAUAAACGUGGUCGCCAAAAGCCCUCGCUGAAGUCCACUUACAUAGUAACCGCAAAGGAUUCGUGGCCACCCUUGACCAAGAAUAUUGUCACAAUGAAAUUGCUGCCAUCGCCGGAUACUCCAAGCACAUCCACAAGUCCGAAAAUCCAAAUCAACGACGAGGAGAAUGUUCAAUGGUUUAGCUUUCAGCACAGUCAAUACUAUCAAGGCAUACAGCAUAUGUUUCUUUCGGCACUGGAACGCAUCGACUCCGAGUUUCUGAUCACGCUAAUCAAACGCUGCCCCUACCACGUCGACUCGCUGGUCCAGCUGAGUGAGGUGUGCAAGAUGACGGAAGAUUUUGCGCUUGCAUCCGAGCUGAUUGAGCGUGCGCUGUUACUCUUGGAGUCAUCGCUGCAUAUCAACUUCAGCCUGACAUCGGGAAAUUCUCGCUUGGAUUAUCGUCGACAGGAGAACCGCGCCUUCUUCAUUGUGCUUUUCAAGCAUGCACAAUAUUUGGAGGAACGUGCUUGCUGUCGCACCGCAUUUGAGAUCUCCAAACUGUUGUUGAGUCUGCAGCCAGAUGUUGAUCCGCUGGCCAUGAUUCUGGUCAUCGAUUAUUAUGCAUUGCGUAGCAAACAAUAUGGCUGGCUAGUGGAGUUUUAUGAGCAGUACAAUGCGGCACGCAAUCUCAGUCAGCUGCCCAACAUGGCUUACUCUUAUGCCCUAGCGCUCUACACGCUGCAUGGCAGUUGUGAGCGUGCCAACGAGGCUCUGCAAUACGCGCUCCUGAUGUUCCCGGGCGUACUGCGUCCGCUGCUCGACGAGAUGUCUGUGCAAACGGAUAAACGUGUACUGGCUUCGUCGUAUUUCUUUGCCGACGUGUCUGGCAAUCAAUCACCAGCGCUACAUCAGCUUGUUUGCUUGUAUGUGUGUCGAGCGAAAAUCGUUUAUCGUCAGAAUGAUGUGCUUUCUUGGCUGGAAACGAAUGUGAAUAGCGUUCUGGAUCGCAUUGAUGCCAAGGAUCCGAUUGUCGCUGAUUGCAAAGAGAAGCGUUCGUUACGCUACAGUGGUACACCACCGCGUCCUAUUUUGCGUCAUGUCGUCCUCUCGGACUACAAGGAGAAAGUGCCCUUAGCCGUGUUUGUGGCAAAGGACAAGCAGGCAAUCAUGACUUACGAUCCGCUGCCACCCGCUGACACUGUCAACUGUUAUCAGCGUAAAUCAUCUUCGAGCAGUAGUCCAACUACCAAUACCAACAGUUCUGUAUCCAUGUUUUUCCAAUCGCUCUUGCCGUCAUUCAAUUUGAACAAUAUUGCUGCACAGCAGCAACAACAGCAGCAGCAGCCGCAACAACAACAAGCUGGUGGUGUUGCUGGUGAGGAGAAUAUCGAUGCUGCUGAUAUCGUGGCACAACAACGAAGACUAGCACAAGUGGCCCAAGGCCAAGCAGAAGAAACUGGUCUACAGCAGUCGUUAACUCUGAUGAUGGAUGCGAUGCGUGACUUUCUGCAUAACUUUCGCACAGCUGAAACGUUGAGAGCACCUGAAACAGCCGUUGCCCAUUCGAGUAGCAGCAAUGAUGACGAAGAGGAAGGAUCCAGCGACUAUGUGGAUUAGAGUAGUCCACAGUCCUGGUCUACAAAUAUAUUCAUGCUUAUCACAUAUUAUAUUAUUAUUAAUCCCCUCACAUCUACUUAAAGACGAUAACUUGCACGACAUUUUCUAUCAAGAAAAAAAAAACAAAAAAGGAUAAAAACAGUUUACUAUUUGUAAUUGCAUCCAGGCAUCGCUUCUUGGGCAGCGUCGUCCUUAGAGCAGCGCUCUUCGAGUGUUUUUUAAAAACACAUUGUUGUUUUCCUCUUACGCUUAUUAUAUGCGCCAGUCACAAAAAAUUUGAAUAUUUAAGUAAUGUUUAUUACGCCUGUGUAUUCAACAAAACAAAACCUAUGUAAUGCAUUAAUCAAAUUUCUUGUCAAAGCUUUAGAACAAAAAAAAAGUAAAAUAAAUGCAAUGGUGUCAUUGAAACUGAAA